AUGGUCCGAGUAACGGAAGAGUUGAUUCGCCGUCGCGCGGAGCACAAUAACUGCGAGAUUUUCACGUUGGAGGAGGUAUCGCUGCAUCAGCAGGACAUCGAGAGAAUCGAACAUAUCGAUAAAUGGUGCAGAGACCUCAAAAUCCUCUACUUACAGAACAACCUCAUUCCCAAAAUAGAAAACGUCGGGAAACUUAAGAAGUUGGAAUACUUAAAUUUGGCUCUUAACAACAUUGAAGUUAUUGAAAAUCUGGAAGGGUGCGAGAGUCUUGUGAAACUGGACCUGACCCUAAACUUUGUGGGCAGACUGAGCAGUGUGGGGGCACUGAGAGAGAACCUCCAUCUCAAAGAGCUUUUCCUGGUGGGAAACCCCUGUACAGAGUUCCAGGGCUACAGGCAGUAUGUGGUGGCCUGUCUGCCGCAGCUCCAGUGUUUGGACGGAUCCCCGAUUGGACGGGCAGAGCGUAUCCGGGCGCAGCAAGAUCUGGAUGUUGUGAGGAGGCGUGUCCAGGAACAGGAAGAGGACUAUGUGCAAAAGAGAGAGAAGCAGAAGAGGGAGGGGCUUGAAAAGUCACAGAGGCCUGGUUCUGAGAGAGAUGAAGACAGUCAGAGUGUUCUGUGCAGCGAGAACACGGACGUGAGGGACCAUCAGAGUCCGGGUCUAGACUCAGAGUCAGAGCAAACACAGCCGUCAGAGGAACAGGGCUUGGAGCAGCGAGACAGGGAAUUCUGGGAGAAACCGUGUGCUUUCACCCCAGAGUCCAGACUAGAGGCCCAUCACCAUCUGGAGGAGAAGAGGAGAGCAAAGGAGAGAGAGAGGGAGAAGCCGCAGAAGGUAAAGCCCAGAACUCUCAUUACAGCUGAAGGAAGAGUACUGAACGUCAAUGAGGCCAAGUUGGACUUCACCCUUACUGAUGAUGAGGAGAGCAACUGUGUUCUACUGGAUUUACAUGUUUAUAGACAUAUGGACACUUCCCUCCUUGAUGUACACGUUCAGCCAACAUACCUGAGAGUCACUGUUAAAGGAAAGGUCUUUCAGCUGGUUUUGCCAGCUGAGGUGAAACCUGACAGCAGUACAGCGCAGAGAUCCCAAACCACAGGCCACCUACUUGUCACCAUGCCCAAGGCUCAUGGUGACAUUAAGCCAAAGAAGUUCAGUUUCUCCCACAGUAACACACAGUUCACCCACAGGCCAAGCCCGGAGAGAGAGUGUAUGAGGAAACGUGAGAGAUUGGAGGUGGAGCCUGGCAAACAUUCAGCUGUUGAUCUGGCCAGUCUCACUCUGAGAGGAGACUACACCAGGCAGCAGCCUCUACGGUUACCAGCCAAUCAGCAGCUCCCUGCUACCAAGGAAACACCUAUCUCUAAGGACUUUGUGGACAACCCAGAUGUCCCACCCUUAAUAUAA
This is a messenger RNA of Chanos chanos (milkfish), 1407 nucleotides long. It is a transcript of the gene dnaaf11, whose product is annotated as dynein axonemal assembly factor 11. Gene Ontology annotation, biological process: outer dynein arm assembly. Gene Ontology annotation, cellular component: cytoplasm. The transcript has 12 exons. Bases 1 to 1407 code for a protein of 468 amino acids. NCBI's taxonomy places the organism in Eukaryota, Metazoa, Chordata, Actinopteri, Gonorynchiformes, Chanidae. The record is from RefSeq and is a predicted model, not a curated record. Gene Ontology annotation, molecular function: protein binding.